AUGCUUAGUAACCCCAAAAGAACCAGAUUCCGUAAACAACAUAGAGGAAGAAUGAAAGGAAUAUCUUAUCGAGGUAAUCGUAUUUGCUUUGGUAGAUAUGCUCUUCAAGCACUUGAACCCGCUUGGAUCACGUCUAGACAAAUAGAAGCGGGGCGGCGAGCAAUGACACGAAAUGCACGCCGCGGCGGAAAAAUCUGGGUACGUAUAUUUCCAGACAAACCAGUUACAGUAAGACCUACAGAAACACGUAUGGGUUCGGGGAAAGGAUCUCCCGAAUAUUGGGUAGCUGUUGUUAAACCCGGCAGAAUACUUUAUGAAAUGAGCGGAGUGGCAGAAAAUAUAGCCAGAAAGGCUAUUUCAAUAGCGGCAUCAAAAAUGCCUAUACGAACUCAAUUCAUUCUUUCGGUAUAG
Messenger RNA from Fragaria vesca subsp. vesca, 411 nucleotides. The record is from the annotation of a RefSeq genome assembly. Lineage: Eukaryota; Viridiplantae; Streptophyta; Magnoliopsida; Rosales; Rosaceae.